AUGGCUGAGGCUGCGGAAGUUUUGGAACCCGACGAGGAAGAAGAUCAUCACCCUGUCAAUCUUGUCAAUGGUACUGGCUCAAAGGAUUGCAGUGAUUCGUCGGAUGGGCUCGACGCUGAAGUGUUCAUGGACCGAACGGAGUUCGAAGCCUUGGAGAACUUUCAUUCCAUGGUGCUUCAUUCUUCUGCAGAAGAUGACGAUGACCCGAGCAGGUCAUCUGAUGUCAAGCUGGAGCUUGAGCUGGCGGAGACUGAAUUGGCCGAAGCGAGAGAGGAAGUUACCAAAGCAAGAACGCGGAUAACAGAACUGGAAGAGCUGUUGAGAAUUCAGGAAUCAAUAACCCGAGAUGAGGAAAGUAAGCGUCAGUCUGCUACAAUAGCUGAAAAACGGGCAGAAGAAAUCAGUGCUCAGCUUUCCGAACGCUUAACCAUGAAGGAUGCAGAGUUGUAUUCCUUUCGAAAAGAUACGGACGAAAGAAUCACUAAGCUAAAUCAACAAGUUUCGUCGGCUGUGAAAGACAAGGAAGCUAUGGUGAUGAGAUACGCGCAGAGCGAGAAAGAAGUGAUAAUUGUGAAGCGGGACAAAGAAAACCUGGAGCGAAAGCUCAACGAUAUGAACAAAGAAAAGGAGAACUUGCUUGCCAAGUUGAAAAAUAUGUCGAACGACAAGGCGAAACUCGCCCAGAGUCUCGACACAAAAACCUCAGAAGUGUUCCAAAUGGUGAAAGAAGCCGAGCGGUUGAAAGAGGAGAUCGUGAGCCGAGAUGUGAAGAUCAAGUGGGGGCAGAACAAGCUGAAAUCUGAAAUGGACGCGCAUCAGGAAACAAAGUUGCAGCUAGAAAAAAGCUACCGCCAACUGCAGGACCUUCGGGACGAAGCGAACCAGGUUCGUGUGGAUUGCCAGAACCUGUUGAAAUCAUACCACGACGAAGGCUCAGCCAAACCCGCUUCCCAAGAUGAAGAUAUCAAACAAAUCCAAGAGCUUCACGACCUUAAGGGCAAACACGCCAGUGCAAUAGACGAGAAUCUUUCCCUGUCCCAGAAAAUACAAAAGCUAGAAACGGAGCGUCUCGACCACGAACAAAGCGUUGCGCAGCUCAAAGAUUCCAUCAACCAACUGCGAAAAGAAGCUGUGCAGUCCCGCAAAAACGCCCAAGAGCUCGAACACGUUCGCAAUGAGUUAAUUCGGGAACAAAAUCACCGAAUAUCGGCGGAAACGGAAGUGCUGGAGCUCAAGGCGGCGAAUGACGAGGUCAUUCACGACAUGUCGCUGUGUCGACAAAAGGAAGCUGAAUUGUUGGAAUUCAGUGCUACGCUUACUGAGAAGAACGUCGUUCUGCAAUCGAAUCUCCGGUGCGUGGAGGCCAAGCUAGAGUUCAAUGAAACUGAAAUCACUAACCUUCGGCGGCGGUUGACCGAACAUUAUGUGCUGAAGGACGGGGACAACCACCAGGCCAUUGUGCCUGAGAACAGUGAUCGUCAUAAGGCGCAGAUGGCGCGUUAUGGAGGAAUCAUGGCCUCUGUCUACAGUUCCAGAGCUUCUGAUGGCAGUAUGACAUUGGAAUUAUCCCUGGAGAUAAACCGGAAGCUUCAGGCAAUUCUGGAAGAUACCCUUUUGAAGAAUAUUACUUUGAAGGAAAACCUGAACACGCUGGGGGAUGAAAUCGCCCGGUUAACUCAGCAACACCAGAAAAAGCAGAAGUUUUUGGAAACGCGGAUAAAAGACCUCGAGAACGGGUGCAAAAAUUCAGCAGACUGAACUGACUCAUGAGCGAAAUCAUUCAUUCCUGAAAUUCCAGCAGCUACAACAGAGGAGAACAACCCAUCAAUUGAUCGGCGGGGUCAACCAAUAUUGCCACUUCCAGUUGAAUGUCAUCCGGCAGCUGAUUUCUCGUUUUUCCGUGUUUCUACCUCUUUUUUUUUCAUUGAAAGUGAGGAUUUUUGAGCCCGGUUUGAUUUUUUUUGGCCGCUCUUGUUCAAUGGACAAAUUGCUGCGAUUUUGGGUUACUUCGAGAUUAUUUCUUUUUUUUUGUUGACGGAAGCCAGUGAGUUUUUGCCUUUUUUCGUGACGCGUUAUCGGAAUUCGAUGUGGUGAUUUGGAUUAUUUGAAGAAUGGAUGGGAGGUGAUUUUUUG
Molecule: messenger RNA, 2133 nt
Organism: Notodromas monacha
Lineage: Eukaryota; Metazoa; Arthropoda; Ostracoda; Podocopida; Cyprididae
Source: the annotation of a GenBank genome assembly